This is a messenger RNA of Octopus sinensis (East Asian common octopus), 2058 nucleotides long. RefSeq names its product innexin unc-9. The transcript has 6 exons. The record is from RefSeq and is a predicted model, not a curated record. NCBI's taxonomy places the organism in Eukaryota, Metazoa, Mollusca, Cephalopoda, Octopoda, Octopodidae. Bases 556 to 1779 code for a protein of 407 amino acids.
UCAAUUCUUCUUCUUAUUAUUUUCCCAUCAACAGCUGCAGCUAUUCCUUUACUAAGUAGUUAGUAGUAGUAGUAGUACAAGCAUUCACCCUGGUGCCGAUGAUGAAGACUCUCGACUAACCGCAACUCUCUAAGCAAAAGAGUAGCGGAGCACUCAUGCAUCACUGUACAUAUCGUGGACUUCGUUAAUAUCUUUCUUAAACAUAUGCUUGUCCGCUUCGGAAAGACAAGUGAGACCUACACAAGCCGACGUAUGAUUGAUGACAUUCCACAGUUGGCCGCCCCAUCGAUGGGAAGAUGUGUACACACGCUGAUAACUCUAAUUACAAUGGAUCUCUUACGUUCAUCAAGGUGUUGGACUUCAAUACAAAAGAACACAUGCACAGUGAAAUUUGCGACAGUGGUGUGUGAAGCUCAGCACGGAGACGUCAAAAGACAAUGAAUUUACUGUUGGACAGCUUUUAACAGCAAUAUAAGAGAUAACUACGAAAAAUCAUAGACCUUUUUCUAUUUGGUAUGUCAGCUCUAGUUACUCUGCAGCAGCCAAACAUAUGAAAUGGCUGACUUUUUAGCGUUAAAUUCAUUACUUGGAGGUUUUGCAACUUACUCUCGGCUAAAGGGAUCAAAUGAUGAUGACUGGGCAGAUCGAUGCAACCACCUUUACACAGUCCUUCUACUGGCAUUGUUCAGCAUUUUUGUUAGUACAGGCCAAUAUGUCGGUGACCCGAUCCAGUGCUGGUGUCCGGCAGAGUUCACGUCUGCAUUUGUUGCAUAUACGAAGUACUAUUGCUGGAUUUCCAAUACCUAUUAUAUACCAAUGCGUGAUGUAAUACCAAGUGAAAUCCACUGGCGUGAAUCAAAAGAAAUCAACUACUACCAGUGGGUCCCUAUAAUCCUUCUUUUUAUGGCCCUUAUGUUUAAAAUACCUUGCAUUAUUUGGCGUGUAUUCAAUGGCGCAUCUGGCGUGAGCCUAGAGAAAAUUGUUGAUCUCACAGCAGCUACACAGAUAGGAUCACCAGUCACAAGGGAUCAAACGAUCCAUCACAUUGCUAUUUAUAUGGACCGUUGGCUCGAAACACAUCGAGAAUAUCAUUGGAAUGUUAUUGUGCGUAUCAGACAGAAAAUUGCCAAAUUCUGCUGUUUCUUUUGUGGAAAACGCGAAGGCACUUACUUAACAGGAUUCUAUCUAUUUAUUAAGAUGCUAUAUGUAGUAAAUGUUUACAGUCAGUUUUUUAUCCUAAAUGCCUUUCUUGGUCACAACUUUUAUUCGAUGUUUGGUUUUGAAGUUGUAGAAAAUUUAGCAAAGAACUACGAAUGGAGAGAAUCGCACCGCUUUCCUCGGGUAACUCUUUGCGAUUUUCAAAUCAGGCAGCUGCAAAAUAUCCAUCGCUAUACUGUUCAGUGUGUCUUGCCGAUCAACCUUUUCAAUGAGAAAAUAUUUAUAUUCAUUUGGUUUUGGUUGGUGUUGAUUUCGGCUGCUACUAGUGGUAACUUUCUUUUUUGGAUAUACCGUGUUGUAUUUCGGCAAAAUCGUGUAAAAUAUAUAAAGAAAUAUUUAAAAAUUACCAACAAUAUUCAUACAAUAGCCGAUAAGAAACUGGCCAGACGAUUCGCUGAUCAAUAUUUACGAGACGAUGGGAUAUUCGUUCUUCGACUCGUGAGCAAAAAUUCUAACGAUAUGGUGCUCUCCGACCUAGUCCAGGAACUAUGGAGAAUAUUUAGAAAUAAGCCACAUAUUAUAAAAGAUUUACCUGAAGAGACUGGUCGCCCAUCGAUAUGAACAAAAUAUGCUUUUCUGUUAGCUGUCCCAAAACUUAUAUGAAAUUAGACAGCUAGCACUAUGUCUGCAUUGGAAUGGAAAACAUCUUCGAAAUGGCUUCAAGUGGCAGAGAAAGAAAUAUUUGGAUUGGAUCUAUAUGAAAAUUUAAAACAAAAAUGUGAAUUCUUUCUGUGAUAUUAAAUUUUCAGGUUAAACAGAGUCGAAAAAAAAAAGUCUUUUUAAGGAAAAUUAAAGACAUGAGUGUUUUAAGUAGUAAUACAAUAAAACAUCACCAAGCAA